This is a messenger RNA of Pocillopora damicornis (cauliflower coral), 3791 nucleotides long. RefSeq names its product katanin p80 WD40 repeat-containing subunit B1. Gene Ontology annotation, molecular function: microtubule binding. NCBI's taxonomy places the organism in Eukaryota, Metazoa, Cnidaria, Anthozoa, Scleractinia, Pocilloporidae. Gene Ontology annotation, biological process: microtubule severing; microtubule depolymerization. The record is from RefSeq and is a predicted model, not a curated record. Gene Ontology annotation, cellular component: katanin complex.
AAAUUGUCAAGGGAAGUGUAACCGUGUUUCGGUAAUAUUUCGACAGUUUCCUUGGAGAAAAUAUCACUUUUAUAAGGGAUUUGCUUCAAUUAACAUGUGAUAGUGUUGGAAGGGGGCUAUGGUUUCGGAAAUUGUCGCGUGGAAGCUCUGAAGAAAGUUUGAAAAUUAUGGCGGCACAACAGAAGCGCUCAUGGAAACUUCAGGAGUUUGUAGCUCAUGGGUCAAAUGUGUCAUGUUUGUCUCUGGGCCCAACUUCUGGACGUGUCAUGGUGACAGGAGGAGAGGAUCGCAAAGUCAACAUGUGGGCUGUAGGAAAGCCAAAUGUAAUCCUGACUCUGUCAGGCCACACAAGUCCUGUAGAAUACGUCCAGUUUAACAGUGGGGAGGAUCUUGUUAUCGCAGGAUCCCAGUCAGGAACACUGAAGAUUUGGGAUUUAGAAGCUGCCAAGAUUGUCAGAACCCUGACUGGUCACAAGAGUAGUAUACGUGGUAUAGAUUUUCACCCCUAUGGUGAAUUUGUAGCAUCAGGUUCUUUAGACACAAAUGUAAAGCUUUGGGAUGUCAGACGAAAAGGUUGUAUAGUCACAUUAAAGGGCCACACUGAUGGAAUUAAUUUUGUGAGAUUUAGUCCAGAUGGCCGAUGGAUUAUAUCAGCAUCUGAUGACAACACUGUUAAGUUGUGGGACUUGACAAGUGGAAAACUCCUUCAUGAUUUUAAGCAGCACACUGCUGCUGUUAAUUGUGUUGAGUUUCAUCCAAAGGAAUUCCUGUUAGCAACUGCCAGUAAUGACAGGACAGUAAAAUUCUGGGACUUGGAGACCUUUCAGCUGGUGUCUACUAUAGAUCCAGAAACUAGCGGCAUUAGAUGUGUAGCAUUCCACCCUGAUGGACAUUCAUUAUUCAGUGGAGCACAAGAUUCCAUGAGGGUGUAUGGUUGGGAGCCAGUUAGAUGUUAUGACAGCUUUUCUCUUGGAUGGGGAAAGGUUGCUGAUAUUGCAGUUUCAUCCAACCAACUUAUUGGAGCAUCAUAUCAUCAGACCAAUGUAUCUGUGUGGGUUGUUGAUUUAGAGCAUUUAGAAAACCUUAUAGCAAAGUAUAAUGAUGAGACAGCUGAUGUAGGAAAUAAUGUAAUGGAAGGAGCACCAGGGGAACAGAAACCAGCUAAAGUUGUACCAUCUACCAAAACACCACCUAGAAAAGCAUUUAGCACAGAGAGACCUCAAACAACAUCUUCAAAACCCAGACCUAAAGCUGAACAGCCAGCUGUGCCAGAAGAGCCUUCCAGCAAAGAGGAAGAAAAAAAUGACAACAAGAACUUGGCAGCUCCUGAUGACAUAUUUUCAGCCAAGAAGAAACUUGAUCGUACACCUCCACGACAAAAACAUGAACCAUUUCAGCCUCCCCUAGAAGAUCCUCUAUCACACGGUCAUUCCAAACAAGUCCCAGUAGUUAAGCCAUCUGCUGUUGUCCCUGAUCCAGUCAAACCAUCCAAGCCCACUUCAGUAAAUGAAAAUCCACAGCACCAACAAAUGAUACCCUCAGAGAGAGACAAACCAGCUGGACUGCAAUUGUCUGACUUUCUUCCAUCCAGAGCUCCUGCAGUUAAUGACCCUUCACAAAACAAUGGCAAUUUUGAUCAACAUAAAUUUCUGCCAAAGAAUCCAGCCAUGUCAGAGAAAGACGCCAUCUCUGCACUGUCAAAAAGUCAUGACUCCAUAGCAACAAUUAUGACAGCAAGACUCAAGAAUCUGAGUGUUGUUGCGAGACACUGGGGGGAUGGUGAAAUAAAGACUGCGGUACAAGUUUCAGUAGAUAUGAAUGAUCAAGCUAUCUUAGUGGACCUGCUCAAUGUUCUCUGUUUAAAACAGACAUUAUGGAAUCUAGAUGUUUGUUCAUUGCUGCUUCCUCACCUCAAGGACCUGAUAAGUAGCAAGUAUGAAAGCUAUGUCCAAGCUGGUGCAAUGGCAAUUAAACUUAUUCUGCGAAACUUUGCUCCAGUUAUUAAAAGCAACAUGGCAGCACCACCGGUGUCUGUAGGAGUUGACCUAGUCAGAGAAGAAAGGUAUAACAAGUGUCACAAGUGCUAUUCACAUUUGCAGUCCGUUCGUGAAGCUCUGUCUAGUAAAACCAACAUUUCUGGAAAAAUGGGAAGUCUCUUCCGUGAGAUGUCGCUAGCAUUUUCCAGCUUGGAUUAAUAGUAAGCAAGUAAGCUAUUCUGGAGAAGAUAUGAUGCACACAGGGAUUACCAUGACUUGUGGAAUGUCCACUGCCGCAGUGUAAAUUAUUUUCAUUAAAAAAAAUGACAACAAGAGUCUGAGCUGCCUUUGUGUAAGCUAGGGGUGAAUUAUUUUGAAAAAUGGCAGAUCAGAUUUCAUACAAAGUAAAAUGGAAGGACAAACAUCAGUGAAAAUCAGAUUAAGAGGUACUGAGGGAUAUCUGAUGUGACUCAUGCGAGCUGGUAAUACUGUAGAAAGAUCUCACUGAGUUGGAACAUUGCACUUGAUUGUGCUUUUGAAGUCAGUAUGUUAAUUGGAGAAAAAGCAAACAAGUGAAAGUAACCUCAUGUUUAAGAGACAAGAAAGAAAUCAUACCAUCUAAAAGAGUUUUUGUAACUCAGGUGUAGAGUGAUCAGCAAAGGUUACAGGUGUUUUUGAUUGGUACAGUUUUAUCAUUAUGAUAGAAAAUGGUGUGAGUUCAGAUAAGAUAAGAGGUUGGCUUAUAAGAUCACUUGAUAACUUUCCAAGUACAGUUUUAUCAUAGAGAGUGGUGUGAGUUCAGAUCAGAGGUUGGCUCCUAAGAUCACUUGCCAAUUCCACCAUAUCUUAAGUUGUGAUGUUCUCAAACUCACCUGAUCUACUGAUUACCAAGCUAAGCAAUGUCAGGGAGUUGCAAUUAUUUAAAUGGAAUUGGGGAGCUUGAGUAUUAUAAUAAUUUAUUAUGUUGUGUUUGAGCUUGGGGAUAAGCCUUCUUUCCUUUCAAUCAGCACUGGACAAAAGGCUUUCUCUCCAGCAGGUUGUAGUUUUCUACUUUUGUUUUGUUGUGAAAAUUAACUGUUAAUUUACUAGUAAGAAUUAUUUCAGUCUUAUUGGUAUUUAAGUUUAGAUAAAGAGUACAAAUAUUACUUUUGAGGACAUAUUUACUUAAAUUUUGUAAAUGAAAACAAAUCAGCACUUUUCAAAGUGAAAAGUCAGUAUUGUGAAUGGAUGGUAAAUAGAAACGUGUUCCACCAUUCAAAGAAGCCCUUUUAAGAGGGAGGGGAGGGUGGUGAGACUCCCAUCUCUCAUAUUCUCCUGUCCUCCCCAGGACUUUUGCUCCCUCAGCCACCUUUCAUCUAAGGUCCAUUUCUUCCAGACACGUCCACUCCCAUAUGGUUUAAAAAUUAAACAACAAGAUCAAAAAGCUCAACUAUACAAAGGAAAUUGUCAGUCCAUUUCAGAGUCCAAUGCUCUUUUCAGUCGUAAACUGACAGCAUGCUACUCCUGGGUCAAUCUUGCAAGUCAAAGCCUUUUCCCUUUUCAAGUCAACUGUUUAAAUAUCUCUCACCACAAUGUUCACACAUUUUAUGCAAAAUUAAAGUGGACAUAAGUAAUGAUUCUUCUUGUGUCCUUGCAUUAUUGUUUGCUGAAUAUUGCUUACAAGUUAGUCUGUACAUAAUGGCUGUCCUUCAAAUCGUACUUAGAAUGUCAACUCAAGUAUGUGUAGUGUGAAUAUGAACUUAUAUGCAUGUGUUUGUAACUUGAUUUCAAGUGACAAAUGGUAACAUUAAAUAAAGUAUGUUUAUAGAAAUCUCA